Tetrahymena thermophila SB210 is the source of this 4911-nucleotide messenger RNA. Its product is annotated as cyclic nucleotide-binding domain protein. Lineage: Eukaryota; Ciliophora; Oligohymenophorea; Hymenostomatida; Tetrahymenidae. The record is from RefSeq and is a predicted model, not a curated record. The transcript has 5 exons.
AUGGAUGAAGAGAUUUUUUAUGAUUAGUUAAUUUUCAGAUUAUUAAGUACUCCGAUUGAUAAAAGGGCCCUAUAAGAUAAUUAUAAAAUCCGCGAUUUUCUGCAAAAUCAUCCUCUAAAUUUAAAGUAUAAAUUUAGAAAUGAGGCAAUUAUGCAAAUAUGCAUGAAUGCUGAGUUGUAAGUGAAAUCAGCUAAUCAAAUUAUUUACCAAUAAAAUGAUUUAUCUGAGAAACUUUUUGUAAUCCUCAAAGGAACAGUAGGGAUCUACUUUCCUAAGGAAUUUAAGCAGAGAUAUGAAGAUUUGAAGAAUGAAUUGUCAAAUGAUAUCUUCAAAUAUCCUGUUUCUGAUUACAAAAAGCUAUUGAAAUUCAUUACUUUUAAGGAGAAAGAUAGUUGGUUUGGAGAAAUAGGAUUGAUAAAUCAUAGCAUAGCUAAUUAAAUAGCUAUUGCUGAAAGCGAAGUAUACUUGAUGACCAUUGAUAGCAAGUAUUUCCAGAGAUAUAUUUAUGAUAAAGAAUUGAAUUUCAUCAAAAGGAAAAUGAAAAUUUUUCAGUCAAAUCUCUUUUCUGACUGCUCUGUCGUUUAUUAAAGAUUAAUGCUUUAUAUGUCAUCUAAGCAAAAAUAUGUUUAAAAGCAGUCAGUUAUUACUGAAAAUUAAAAAGAUGAAAAUGUCUACAUCAUCAGAAAAGGAGAAUUUGGAGUGUAUAAGCAGAUAUAAGACGAAGAUAGUAUGUUUGAAAAAAUGAAUAACCCUCUCAAACAAGUAACUCAUCCUGCUGAGUAGUUUAUGAGAAAAAAAUAAAAAGACAAUAAGAAAUACACCAAGAAUACAAAGUUGAAAGUUAUUUAAGUUAAUGAUGUGGUGGGGGAACAUGAUAUAAUCAUGAGGAGGCCAGCAAACUAUAGCUGUAUUUGUGAAGGCUAUGAAGGAGGUUCAGUUCAAGUAAUCCCUAGUUUAAUUUUUCUUUAUGUAGUAGACUAAGAUUAAAUGUUCCAUAACAGCUUAAAGGAAAAACUUAAAGCUAAAAUGGUAGAUUUUAAUGAUAGAGUGCAUAGAAUUUCUUCUUAAAUGCAGAAAUUCGGUGAUUUUUUUUUCUUUAAAUCACGUUAAGUGGUACCAGAAAAAACAUAUGUUAAACAAACCUCUGUUUUUGAAAUAGAUAAUCAAACUAAAAAGAUAAAAAAGAUUAAUUUGUAGGAAAUAGGCAAGUAGAAUGAUAACUAGGAUGAAAUAUAAUAAGUAAAUGAAAUAAAAUAAAUAGUAAAUAAAAUCCAAAAAGAUAAUGGAAAAGAAAGUGAAGACCAUAAUGAUUUUACUUAUUUUCCUUUUAACACAAAUAUUCAUUAAAAAGUUCACUAUUAAAACACUUUGCCCAUUUCUAGUAAAGAUUUUGAAAUCGAUAUUCUGAAGCCAAAGGAAAUAAAAGAAAAAAAUAAUAUAAAUAGUUCAUUAAAUCCACCUUCUCAAAGGCAAAGCCAGGUUAAGAUACCAGAGCCAAACGAUACUGCAAUACAAAAAAAUAAAAUUAAGACUAUUCCAAAUUUUCGAGUUUCACUUUUAAAAAGCUAAAAUUCUUUGUAAGAACUGAUAACUAGUCAUAGAAAAAACUAAGAGAGUGGUUCUUAUUCUUAAAGAAGGUAUUUCUCUUCACAAAGAGUAAUCAAUAACAACGAUGAUGAAGCUAUUAACAAUAUAAGUAAUUUUGAAUUUCAUAAUGAAUAAGUUAUGCCAUCUUAGCUAAGCUUAGAUAACUAAAAUAAUAUUUCUAGAACUUCUUUAGAUGAUUAGGCAGAAAAAUCUUCAAAAUCUCCUAUUAGGAUAUUAAGCAGAAGGACUAUCGUUCUUACAGAUAAAGAUUUAAUAAAUGAAGAAGAAGAAUAGCAUUAAUCUUCUUCUUGCUCUUCUUUAUCUAUCUAACAUAAAUGCGAUUCUUCUCGUAUCUCAUAAAUAACAAAAAAGGCAUAAUCUAUUUUGGUAGAUAAAAAUAAAGACUUUUUAUCUCCUACACAAAUAUCUCCAGUUUAGACUUUCUAUUAAGAUAAUCAAAAGACUAAAUUUUAAAGAAAAUAAAAGAAAGCAUUAACAAUUUAAGGUGGUUAUAAAUAUGAUAGUACACCUAUCUAAUAAAUUCAAAAUAACUAAUAACAUAGCUCAGGUAAAAAGAAGAGUAUAUAUAUAGAUGAAGAUAAGCCUCUCUAAUAUUUUGAAAAUUUAGAAGUUUUACAAUAAGAUAAGGUGCAGCGAUAAAGAUAGGCUCAAAGUGUUCAUUAAUAAAAAGUUGCUGAUAAUAAUGAGAGCGAUUAGAAUGAUUUGAGAUAGUCAUAAUAUAAAUAGUUUAGAGAUAAUUUCCAUCUCUGUAAAGUACACUCACAAUCAAAAUUUAGCGAUUCUCCACAAGAUGAAGUAGGAAACGGUUUUAACAUAACUCCUAAAAAUAUUACUAACAGUUCAUUAUUUAGCAAUAGAAAUCCAAAGCUAUAAUCUUAGAGUAACAUCAGUAUAAAUUCAAAAAUUACUGAUAAAUUUCUUUAAAGAGCGAUAGAAGAAUCUUAAUUUAUAAAAAAUGAAGUCCUGAAUUAAAAGGACUUCAUUUAAGUUAAAGAUUUAAAAUCAUAAAAUAAAAAUGAGUUAAAGUCAUUAAUAGAAAUUAAAAAUUUAUAAAAAAAAAUGACUUAAAAGUAAGAUCCUACAAAAUAUGAUGACUUAAUAAAAACAUCCUAAAUGAGAGUUCUUGAUUUGAACAUUAAAUUAAAUGAAUAGAAAAAUAAAAGCUAACUUCAAGAGGAAAGGCAACUUUUAGAGAUUUAAAAGAAUAGUUUAGAUGAGGAUUUAAAGGAACAAAUAAUCAGAAAACAUAUUAGUAAAAUUGGAUUAGUUUCUCCUUAAAACUCCAAGAUUCUUACUAAAGCUAUGAAUUCAGUAAGCCCAUCUAAUAGCUUUUCUAAUAGUGAAAGUGUAUACAGUGGAUCAGCAUCAACAGGAAGGAAUAUACUUAGAUAAAUGUAAAUAAGAUCUUUACAGAAUAAACCUAUUUCUAGUGAUCAAAUAGGGUCUCCCUUAAACAAUUCUCUAAUUAAAGCUAAAGAAAAUGAGAAGUAAAAGAAAGUAAGCUUAUUCCAUAUCAAAGCAGAGCCAAUACCAUAAGAUGAGGUCUAAAAUGAAGAAAAUAUGAAUAUAGAGUUGACAAAAUCAGAAAACGUAGAAACUCCUAUUAAUGGAGUUGAAAUAGAAAGAAGAAAUACUGAAGAUGGCAAUCAAUCAACUUCUAGAAUGAGAGGGUCUUUUUUCAGUUAUAAUGAUUACGCCUAUUCUACCCCUUAAAGUAAGAUUAACUCGAGGUUUAGCAGAAAACAUCAAUUUUAAGAUCCCCUUAAUAUUGGAUUAAAGAACUUUUCUACUUUCUUUAACAAAUAAGAAAUGUCUCAAAACCAAGAAGAUGAUGAUUAAAAUAUCGAUAAAUAUAAAAUCUAUGAAAGCUCAAAAUAAAACAAAAAGAGCAAAAUUCACUUUAAGAGUUCCGUAGAUGAAUAUUUAGAAUUGAAAGCAAAAGCAUUAUCUAAUAAUUUUGACAAAAAGAAGAUAAAAAAUAAGGAUCUACCUUUUUUAGAUAGUUAUGCAAAUCAACUCUAAAUAAACCUUAAGCGUCUUUUUUAUCUCAAAUUAAAAGAAAACUAUUGCAAAGAAACAGGAUUUUAAAAUGUUCAAGAAAGAGUAGCUGAUCAAGUUUUAGACAAAAAUUUCCAAAUGUUUCUAAAAAAAAACAAAGAUAUAAUUCCAGAAAAGAAGAAUCUAAAUUAUUUAUAUAAUUGGAGAAGUAGUGAACCAGUUAAAGGAUCAGUAAUUGAAAAAAUACAACAUCAAUUACAUUUAGAUUAGAAAGAUUAGCCAAAUUAUUUAGAAGGUAACAUUCCAGUCUAAGGCUUUACCUCUAACAAUCUCAAAUUGCCAAAUUUGAGUGAAAAAAAGAAAAUUAAACAAUAAAAUUAAAGGAAUUUACAUAAUACAUAAUCUUAAAUUUAAGGAUAAACCUCAAUAGUGUUAGACAGACAAAAUUAAUCAAUGGUACAUCUUGAUAAUGUAAAUAGUAGCAUACCUAAUAUUACUAGCAGGCAUAAUAUAUCUAAUUCUAUUAUAGAAGAAGGAAGAAAUAAAAUAAUAAAUCAAAGAGCUUAGUAAUUCUAUGAAAAUUUACAAAAUAUUUAAGAAAAAAAGAAAAAAGAAUUGCAGUAAUUUAAAAAAAUGUAAUCUAAAGAGGGUAACUCUAUUUUAAAUUUCCAACAAAAGCCCUAAAUUAUAGGUAGUAUUAGAAGCUAAGCAAAUAUAGAACUUGCUAAAAAAGCAUCUUAUAAAGAAUUCAAUCAAGCCUAUGAUGAAGAUUUGCAAAUGCUUGAAGAGCUGCAGGAUUAAGCUAAAAACGAUUUAAUUCAAUUAGAUAAAUUUUUUUAAACUAACAAGAAAGCAGAAGAAGCUUUAAAAAAUUACAGCUUAUUAUAAAAAAACAAUGCUUCUUCAACUAUUUAAAGCAGUUAACACAAUAUUAACAAAGGGAUAUUAAACAAACAAGGAACUUUUGAUUCUUCUAAGCUAGAAGAAGAAUUUAAAAUGUAAUAAAAUGAAAAUCUAAACAAAAUAAUUAACAAUUCUUAAGAAGAGGAAAAAUAAGAUUUGCAAAAUAAGCAUAUUUUAUCUCCUUUGAAUAGUGUUUUAAAACAGAAAAGUAGUAGUAAUAUAUUAGAAAUUAAGAACAGAUAUGCAUCUCCGCAAUAUAUAAGUAAUAUUCCAAGAAAUAAUAUUAAGUCACUCAAGUAAAUACCUACAAAAACUGUAGAAGAAGAAAUGAAAGAAUUGACUCAUUCUAUAAUUUUAAAAUAUGGUCUGUAAUCUAAAUUUAAAACAAAAAAGUUUAAAUGA